Panthera uncia (snow leopard) is the source of this 3356-nucleotide messenger RNA. Its product is annotated as neuroblastoma breakpoint family member 6-like. Lineage: Eukaryota; Metazoa; Chordata; Mammalia; Carnivora; Felidae. The record is from RefSeq and is a predicted model, not a curated record. Bases 272 to 2179 code for a protein of 635 amino acids. The transcript has 15 exons.
GCGUAGCCUUGGCACCUGGAAGGCAGUGGCUCCCAAGGUUCCAUGACACCCCCGCGUUCCAAUUCUGUUAUUGCAACUGCAGACCGUCACCUGGCGUGCCGGGUGCUCGGUCUGUCAUUCCGGUUGGAGUCUGAGCUACAGGCAGUGCCUCGGGCUCUCGACUCUGGCAUCUCGAACCUUCUUUUUGUAGCUGCUGACUCUCCAGUGCUGUGGGCUGUUGUGCAAGUUGUUCCCAAUAUCCCCAGCUCUACCUCUUCUGCCACAUGUCACCAUGACAGCACCUCUUGACCCGGUGUCUGAUCCAGGGACAGAAAUGAGCCUCCUGGAACUCAACCAGGAGCUUCAAUCCAAGCUGGAAGCAAGCCAGCAGGACUUCCGAGACCUCAGAGAGAAAUUCCUUGUAUCCGAAGCUACUGCCUACUCCCUGGCCAACCAGCUGCAGAAAUAUAAGUGUGAAGAGUUGAAAGACAUCAUCGAAUCCGUGCUGGGGGAGACGCUGCAGCGUAAGCAGGGGAAGUUGGCAGAGACCUUGACCGAGAAGCUCAGGCAAUAUCAUAUCCUGAUUAAAGCUCAGGCUGAAGAGGUGACCCAGUUGUGGCAGAAGUUACGGGAAGGGAGAGAAGUUUCUGAGCCAGUCGAUCAGCACCUCAAGGACCUCCUCACCCACGAUGACCCCGAGCGUUCCCAAGGCCAGGGCAUCCAGGAGGGACACAGGCUGGCAGAGUGCCUUGCCCGCCAGCUCAGCCCCGGAGAUGAUGAGGAGGAGGAGGAGGAGGAGGAUGAACAAGCAGAAGAAUCCCUCACCACUAGCAUGGAGCUUCCGGAAGCUGAAAAGAAGGAAGUCCUCCAGGACAUGCUGAAUGAAUGUGUUUUGACUCCUUCCAUUGGCCAAGAAGGCCAUGGCUGCUACCAGCCUUGCAGGGAUGGCACGUUCCCAUCGGAUGAACAGGAAUUCGGCUCUGCUCUGGAUGUAGCCUGUGAAUGCUCCCAUUCCAAAGGGGAUGAAACUCCACCCGGUUCCCCAGACAACCAAAUUGGUCACCAGGGGCUGAAAGGGCGAGAGUCAGAUGCCCCCAGGUUCCGUAGACAGCUGCUAGAGGUGGUGGAGGAGGAAAUCACAGGGGACUCUCUGGAUGAACGCUAUUGGACAUAUUCGGUUCUUCCUGACCUGUCUGACUCCUACUGGCCUUACAGGAGCACCACCAUCUUCUUCCCUGAGGAACUGGAAGUCUCUUCUGCUCUGGAAAUGGCCAAAAAUCAGACCCAUCAAGAGGAGGAACCAGACCAAGACCUGACAUGCGCCAGAUCUCCCCUCCCCACCAGGCUCGGCAGGGAGCUGCCGGAGAGUGCAGAGCAGGAUGUCCAACAGGACUCACUGGAUGAAUGCUAUUUGACUUACUCAGCUCUUCCUGACCCAUCUGAUUCCCCCUGGACACACAGGAGGGCCAACAUCAACUCAUAUGAGGAUCUGGAUGUCUGUCCUGCUCUGGAAGUAGCUAACAAUCAUAAUGAUCUUUGCGAUGAAGAAGACCAGGACCCGACAUGCCCCAGCAACACCAGGCUCUGCAGGGAGCUGCCAGUGGCCCCAGAGGAUGAAGUCCCACAGGACUCAGUGGGGGAAUGUCAUUUGACUCCUUCCGUUGGCCAUGACCUGUCAGACACUUAUAGGCCGUAUAGGAGUGCCUCAUUCACCUUUGAUAAACAGGAAGUCUUCUUGGGCGUGGAUGUAGAUGCCCCGAUGCAGGUGCCCGGUCCCCAAGGGCCAUCGAGUGGAAACUUGACUUUCCCAAGGCCGGAGGUGCAAGCUUCACAAGUACCACCACAGUCCAAUACCCAGGUGGCCAAUUCCAUGCCAGGGCAGCCGGACCAGCAGUUGGCUUGUGGUGACCGCAGAGCCAGGCUCCGCCCCUCCCCCGCCAUCAGGAGACUGGCAGCCAUGAUGGUUUCUGGGAGCCAACGGCCGCUCUUCCAAGAGCAGGGUUUGGAAGCUUCCAUGGGUGUGAAGAACCCUCCCAAGCUGGAGGGUGACGCUGCUGAGGGCUCGGUGGCCAACCAGUGUGCAGGUCAAGUCUUUGGCCACGUUAAUGCCCUGGUGGUGAUGAAACAGAAGAUGAUCAAGAGAAAAGUGCAGUUCGGCGAUGGCAGACUCGCGUGCAGAUUCCGUGGCCUUCAAGCUUAGGGCACAGAGAUACCAAGGACUCCAGGAACUAAGAAAAGAUACUCCUCAUUGAAACGAAACCCCAUCAUAAAACCCCAUCAUUCUCCACUUGCUGAAAAGAACUCUAAAGCAGCAAAUCAAGCUAAAGCCCAAACAGAACAUGCGAGGGAUCCUUUGCUGAGAAUCGACAUCUCGAUCACAAGCCACUCUCUGGGAUUUUUACUGCAAAAGUCUGGUUUGAUGAGAGGAACUCUUGCUCUUCUGACUCCAGUCGUGAUAAGUCGCCGAGGCAACCAAUGCCCAGACCACACGCCCUUGUGAGACACCUUCGGUCUGGCUCCUCUCCAUUCCAUCCUGCGGAUAAGCGGAGGCUGGAGCAACGUGGCAAUAGACCCCAUGUCAACCUGGACAUUCUGGGCCACCGGCUGGGCUGUGCCAGGAGCAGACAGCAUUAACUACGCAGCGUUCUUGCUGAAGAGGCUUAGCCUGAAUCUGAGCACGAGGUAGGGAUCAGACAACUGCAGAAUUUCGACCAUCGAACAAGACAUCGGGCCUGUCUUUCUUCAAACAGCCAGUGUCCACAGCACAAAUAAGACGACAAAAAGGAGAAGAGAUAUCUUGGGUUCCAAAGGACUCAGAAGAUUGUGCUAUCGUAAUUGUGUAGUCCUUUCGAACCCCAAACAUCUCCUCACCUUUCUGUGGCUGUCUCUGGUGGUGGUGACGCUUCCUUGUCUGUAGGGGACAGGCCAGAUGUCUGGCUUGAUGGUCUACAUCCUGAAGGUGUCUGAUCACUUCCUCCUGAUUAAAUUCAGGCUAACCCUUUUCCCGGGGCGUUCCCUAGUUAAUGCUGUGUGUGUCCCAGCUCCGCCCACCCAGAGACCCAGAGCGUCCAGUCUGCCAUCACCAUCAUUGUGAGAGCAGCAGUGGUUGCCUUCUAUGGGGGGGCCUAUCAGAUCGUUCAUGGUCUUCUGUUUGGGUGUGACAUCUGAGAAUGUGCGAAGAUGCUCUCUGUAAAGUCUGUCUCUACAAUGUUACCAUCUUUUAGUGAUCCCUGCAGUGUGUCACAACCGUAUCUGUUUGUAUGUUGGAAAAACUCUAGUUGUAUCAUCCUUGUGUAUGUGUAUUUGCUGGCAUUGUGCUGUGGAAAAGAACACUCCCUCCCCGUUCUAUAUCAUUAAAGUGUUUAUUUUGACAAUCA